UAUUCUAUAAGUAUGAAACAGUAUUACAAAAAUCAUUUUAGCAAUUAUAAAGAUAUUCUCAGUCAGCCUGCGGAAGACUUAUCUCAUCGCCAAAGACUGCUUUGGCUUCAAAAGCGACGUACUAAAGGUCUUUGGGUGCAAUGUGACGACUGCAAUAAAUGGAGACAUCUGGCUCAUGUUCUUGAUAAACAUGAAUUGCCCAGCAAAUGGUAUUGUGGUAUGAACCAAGACAAAUCCAUAGCUUCCUGCACAGCACCAGAAGUACCUCUCCGUAUUCACGAUGAGGAAGAUCUCAUCCACAGCGAGUAUGCAGCGGGUUCUUUAGUGUUAGCUCGUAUGGCUGGCUGGCCGUGGUGGCCGGCCAUGGUCGAUGACUGCCCGGACACCGAACAGUACUACUGGCUUGACGGGUUCUCUGACAUACCCACUCAUUACAAUGUAGUUUUCUUUGACGCAUUCGAAGUAACAAGAGCAUGGAUGAGUCCUAACCAACUUAAACCCUAUACCGAAAAUAAAAAGAUGCUCAAGUCCUUAUUAAGAAGAAAAAAAUUUAACAAACGCUUACAAGUAGCCAUAGAACAGGCAGACGAUGCAGAAAAAUUAUCGCUUUCAGCUCGCCUUAUGAAGUACAGUUUUAUAGGAAGGUACAAAGGAAUAAUAGCUAGUCCGAAGAAAAUAAACAAAAACGUAAUGAAAAAAUAUCAAGAUCGUUUUAAGAAAAAAUUCAAUGUAGAGCUUCCAAGUGAAUCUGAUUCUGACGAUGAAAUGAAUAGUAAAGAAACAAACAAUAAAAAGAAAAAUAUGGUAAUAUUAGGAAAGAAAAGUUGUAGUGAUUACAAUGAUAGAAAUGCAGUAAGUGAUGGAAAAGAAACGUCGUUACUCGUAGAAGUAGACACUAAUUCAGAAUUGACGAAAAACGCCCUCAAUGAAACUUCUUCAAUGAAUCCUGACAAUACGAACCAAACCAACAUUGUCGAAGAUUCUCAGAAAUCACUCCAACGUGCAGCAUCUACCGCUAGUGACGAUUUUGAUUUCUAGAUGUUUAUGAAACUUAAUAUUAAAAAAUAUUCACACUUUUGCUACUUACUUAAUUUAUUUUAAACAAAGAUACUUUGUUACGAUUAAACGUAUUUUAAUUUCUCUAAAA
Melitaea cinxia (Glanville fritillary) is the source of this 1147-nucleotide messenger RNA. Its product is annotated as zinc finger CW-type PWWP domain protein 1-like. Bases 13 to 1038 code for a protein of 341 amino acids. Gene Ontology annotation, cellular component: nucleus. The record is from RefSeq and is a predicted model, not a curated record. The transcript has 4 exons. NCBI's taxonomy places the organism in Eukaryota, Metazoa, Arthropoda, Insecta, Lepidoptera, Nymphalidae. Gene Ontology annotation, molecular function: zinc ion binding.